This is a messenger RNA of Sipha flava (yellow sugarcane aphid), 909 nucleotides long. RefSeq names its product DNA-directed RNA polymerases I, II, and III subunit RPABC1 (gene Rpb5). Gene Ontology annotation, molecular function: DNA binding; DNA-directed RNA polymerase activity. Gene Ontology annotation, biological process: DNA-templated transcription. Bases 197 to 829 code for a protein of 210 amino acids. Lineage: Eukaryota; Metazoa; Arthropoda; Insecta; Hemiptera; Aphididae. The transcript is spliced from 7 exons. The record is from RefSeq and is a predicted model, not a curated record. Gene Ontology annotation, cellular component: RNA polymerase II, core complex; RNA polymerase I complex; RNA polymerase III complex.
AUGAUGUUAGAAACAAUCCUUUAUAAUUAAUGUUGUGGUGCCUAUUGAUAAUACCGCAUAUCAUAUUAUCUUGUUACUUCGGUUAUGGGUCUUGGCUUUUUACAUAGCAUUCAGGGUAUAGUUUAACGAUAUUUUUUUACUUAUUUGAAAAUUAAAGAAAAUAUUUAUUAGUUUUUAAAGUCUUAGGUCUUUCACUAUGGACGAUGAAUGUGAAUCUUAUAAACUCUGGAGAAUACGGAAAACUGUUAUGCAGCUUUGCCACGACAGAGGCUAUUUAGUCACACAAGAUGAAUUGGAUCAAACAUUAGAACAGUUUAAAGAACAAUUUGGAGAUAAACCAAGUGAAAAGAGGCCAAGUCGUAGUGAUUUAAUUGUCCUUGUAGCACAUAAUGAUGAUCCUACAGAUCAAAUGUUUGUGUUCUUUCCCGAAGAACCAAAAAUUGGAAUAAAAACUAUAAAAACUUAUUGUCAAAGAAUGCAAGAGGAAACCAUAACUCGAGCAAUAAUUGUUGUUCAACAAGGAAUGACUCCUAGUGCAAAACAAUCUUUAGUGGAUAUGGCUCCUAAGUAUAUAUUGGAACAAUUUUUAGAAUCUGAACUCUUAAUUAAUAUUACUGAGCAUGAACUUGUACCUGAACAUAUUGUAUUGACUCCAGAUGAGAAGCAAGAACUGUUAUCCAGAUAUAAAUUAAAAGAAAACCAACUUAUGAGGAUUCAAGUCGGUGAUCCAGUUUCUCGUUACUUUGGCUUAAAAAGAGGACAGGUUGUAAAAAUUGUAAGGAACUCUGAGACAGCUGGACGUUAUAUUUCAUACCGAUUAGUAUGUUGAGGCUUAAUAUUAAAAGCUAUUAUACUUUUCACUAAAAAAAUAAAAUUUAUAUUUAAUAAAACAUAAGACAUUUAAAAAAA